AUGGAUCCAAAGAGGACAUCCAGUCCUUCCUCGGAACUCAGUUUUGGGGAGGCCGGGUGGCCUGGCUCUCCGUGCAGCAAGGAGACUGGGGGCUGCCCCCGCUCCGCGCGCUCAGCGCAGAACCCGCGCGGCCAAAUAACCAAGCGCCUUGAUUGUGCGCCUCUGGGAUUAGGAGGCUGGAGAGGCGGACGUGCGGCCCCCGCGGUCGCAGCGGUUGGUCCAGACUUGGGGAUCCGAGGGCGGGCAGGACCCCUGCUCCGGGGCCACCCUGCGCCCCUGCUCCGCAGCGUUCUCCGGAGCCUCGGAUGCUCCCGGAACCCCCGCGGGCGGGGCCUGCCUUCCGGAGCCGGGCUGGCGGGCGGCGCUGGGGAAAGGGCCGCGACUUUCCCAGAGUGGCGGGGCGACGUCAGGCGGAAGGGCGCGGGGCGCGCACGCUUUAAAAGGCAUUCGCUGUCAUCCGAGCUCGCAGCCGUGGGGGCAGGAGCCGGCUAUAUAAGCGGCGAGCCGGGCGGCCGCGGGGCAGACGGCGACAGCAGCGGCGGCGAGCGCCUCGGAGCGCAGCGGAGCAGCGCCCCCGUAGCCCCGCGCCCCUCGACGGGUCCGCCGCCCUCCCGAGGAGCGCCGACCCGGGCCCGCGAGGGCCGCCGCCACCCCGCAGCAGAUUUGGAUCCCCCGCCCGGCGAGCCCCAGGCUGCUGCCUCCCGGGGGGCCCCGGCGCAGCGGCCGCCCCCGGAGAGCCCCGCCGCCCCGCCGCCCGGCCCCGAAGACGCCGGCAGCGCCAUGGCGGCCGCCAAGCCCGGCGAGCUGAUGGGCAUCUGCUCCAGCUACCAGGCAGUGAUGCCGCACUUCGUGUGCCUGGCCGAUGAGUUCCCACAGCCCGUGCGGCCCGCCAAGCUGUCCAAGGGCAAGGGCCGGCUGCGGCGGCCGCGCCAGUCCCGCUUCAAGACGCAGCCGGUGACCUUCGACGAGAUCCAGGAGGUGGAGGAGGAGGGCGUGUCCCCCAUGGAGGAAGAGAAGGCCAAGAAGUCUUUCCUGCAGAGCCUGGAGUGCCUGCGCCGCAGCACGCAGAGCCUGUCGCUGCAGAGGGAGCAUCUCGGCAGCUGCAAACUGAGAAACAGCCUGGACUCCAGCGACUCCGACUCGGCCCUGUGA
Molecule: messenger RNA, 1152 nt
Organism: Mesoplodon densirostris (Blainville's beaked whale)
Lineage: Eukaryota; Metazoa; Chordata; Mammalia; Artiodactyla; Ziphiidae
Gene: C7H11orf96
Product: chromosome 7 C11orf96 homolog
Source: RefSeq, a predicted model, not a curated record